Pseudomyrmex gracilis is the source of this 3604-nucleotide messenger RNA. RefSeq names its product mesoderm induction early response protein 1. Gene Ontology annotation, biological process: negative regulation of transcription by RNA polymerase II. The coding region runs from base 754 to 2661 and encodes 635 amino acids. The record is from RefSeq and is a predicted model, not a curated record. Lineage: Eukaryota; Metazoa; Arthropoda; Insecta; Hymenoptera; Formicidae. Gene Ontology annotation, molecular function: histone deacetylase binding; transcription corepressor activity. Gene Ontology annotation, cellular component: nucleoplasm. The transcript has 5 exons.
UUCGCGACGGGAAACCCUCUCGUCCGACAAUCUUCCGUUCGUCGUUGCGCCGAGACUUUCGUUUGCGGCGAGAGCGAGGGAAUAUGACGCUUUCGGAUGUGUCGCAUCCAUUUUCCGAGGACAAAAAACUCGAAGAGUGAACGUGAGCGAGAAACAACGUCGAAUAUAAAAUAAAUGGAGUGUGCGUCCAUCAGUUAAUUCGCCUCUCGAUUAUGCGAUUUCCGCACGUGACGAUGUUGUUGCGAGUCACGUUUGUUUGCUCGACGAAUAAUUGUGCCUUAAAAAAAGUUCUUGACAUUUCGGAACGGAUUUGUUGUUGCCUGUGAACGAGGGACAAUAGCCGAAGGAAUUUCACGGUGUUCGCAGCCAAACAAAUUAUGACGAGACGUCCGAGGGAGAUCUGGUGAUUACGUUUUACGUAAUGUGACAAAAAGCCCGUUCGAGAUACCGUUGCCGCGAAUACCGAAAUUCCCAUGUUCAGUUUUGAGGUUAGACUCUGCGGUACUUGAUGUAAACGUUUUCUCUCACUCUUUUGCGUAAGACAUUGGUACAGUCAAAUAACAUACACAAGUUGAGACCUUUAAUCACACGUUUCUGUGAAACUGUGCGAACUGCUAACACACACACACACACACGCAUACGUUCUUGUGGUGAUAGAGUUCAGUGCUUCGGUCUACGUAUUCAUGUAUACUAUUUGUGUGUACUAUUAUUGUGUGUUAUGUUCCCAUCUCGGUGAAUAGGGAUUGCAGAAUCAUGGCAGAUCGAGAUUAUGAUAUGGGUCCGGCAACUGAAAUGAUAAUUAAUGAUUUUGAUGACGAACGAACAUUGGAUGAGGAAGAAGCGUUAGAAGGUAGUGAAGAUUCUCACAACGAGUUGUCCAAUUUACAAAAGGAAGGUGAUAUGCCACUGAAAGAGCUACUUGCUAUGUACGGAUACGGUGACCCAUCGACGGAGAAUUCCAACAGUUCCGAUCAUAUGUUGCUGCCGUCCGGAAGCGGCGAUCCCGAGACUGAAGAGCAUUACUCGGACAAGGGUGAUAACGAUGCGGAUGACGACGAUGACGAUGACGAGGCCGAUGCCAGCAACGAGCCAGAUCUCAAACAGUUCUACACAGAAAUGCUGGUACAGGGAAAGGACAAAACAACGUCGUUGUCGGGAUCAACAACAAAGAGCAAUAGCGGGACAGGCGGCAGGGAUAACAGAAAACGUAAAAUCCACGAUGACGAGGAUGACGACGAAGAAGCUGAAACCGAGGAAUGUGUCCAAAGUGGAAGCGCAAAGAAAAAGUCGCCCGCGUCUGGAAGUGUGAAUGCGUGCGGUGAUAUAGCUAAUCUAGGAGAAACUAACAUUCCGGACAGUACUGUCGAAGAAAGUAGCAGUGCGAUAGAUGGUUCGGAAGAUAGGAUAGUUAGUGCGGGCGGUGGCAGUUCGAGAUUGUUGCGCAGCGUCUCGAGGCCGCAAAGCGAAGAAGAAGAGGACGAUUGUGAUUACAGUCCGGACGAGGAGGAUUGGAAAAAGACAAUCAUGGUCGGCACUGAUUACCAAGCAGCUAUACCGGAAGGUCUGUGUCGUUACGAUGAUGCGUUACCUUACGAGAAUGAGGACAAGAUGCUAUGGGAUCCCAGUCCUAUAUCCGAGGAGGAUACCGAAGAGUUCCUAGAACGCGCGCAACUUCCUACAGUAAAAGGUGGUUCGUUGCCGUCUGGUUCUCAUGUCAGAGAUGACGAGCAAGCCUUGUACCUUUUGUUGCAAUGCGGCUACAAUCACGAAGAGGCACUGCGAAGACGUCGGAUGAAUGUGCUCCCACCUACGGAUGCAGUGAGUCUUUGGUCAGAAGAAGAAUGCCACAAUUUCGAAUCUGGAUUGCGCACUUACGGAAAGGAUUUUCAUCUUAUACACAAAAAUAAGGUGAGAACGAGGUCUGUCGGAGAAUUAGUGCAAUUUUAUUACCUGUGGAAGAAAACCGAGCGACAUGAUAUAUUUACAUAUAAAGCUCGAUUAGAAAAGAAAAAAUACGCCCUACAUCCUGGUAUCACCAGGGACUAUAUGGACCGAUUUCUCGAGGAGCAAGAGGGAGUGCGGGAUCGUAGUAGUUCGCCGAACGUUCAUUGUUUGCUGUACGGUGAUACCAAACGUCAAAGAUCCAGCGCCAGCGUGACCAACAACGACGAGAUCAAAUCGGAAACUUGGGACGGGAACGCGGUCGAUCCGUUAGCGGAUGCGAACGGGCCGACAGCAGCGCCGCCGCCACCGCCGCCUCCGCCACCACCACCUCUCACGACAACAACGUCCUCGUCAAUGUGCAAUUCCAGCGCUUUAACCACGUCCACGUACUGUUCAUCGUCGACUCGUCAUACGGAUUGUUCCUCGUCUGAAUCAGGUUACAUGAACUCGACCUGGAGUGGUCUGGUAUCACGAAGUCAACCUACCUCCUCCGUCAUCACGACUAUAACAAUCAACACUACCACAGCCACUGCUACAUCAGCGGCGAUGAUCACGGGUCUUGGUUCGACCAACACAGUCAGCACAAGCUCCACCGCCGCCACCGCCGCCGCAACUGCGUCCAAUAACUACUAUCACCAACGAGUAACGUCAUCCAGGAGCAACGAUUCUCACGACACGCCCUCACCUGAGAACAUUUUACCUCAUUUGCCCCCUUAGCGUCUAACCCGUCCUUCAGGUGUUCACCCUGAAAGACGACGGAUGUCAUUACGCGGUGGCGUGUCCAAUUCGAUACUCGCGCCAUCGCUAUUGUCGUAACGCAUAAUAUAUAUUCGUUAUACAUACAUAGUAUAUAUAUAUAAUAUCAAGGAUUAUAUUUUUAUACUGUCUUAUCGUAAUGUAAUUAUCUUUAGCGCAAAUGUGCGCGAUAUAUUGUAUAGAGCGACGCGAAAGGACUAGAGCAUAAAUUAUAUUGUAAGUGAGAGUUAUAAAAGGUAAGACUAUAUAUAAAAGAAAAAAAAAACGCGAAAACGAGCGAGGAAGGGGAGUCUGUAACUAUCUUCUCUAUUUUUCUCUUCUCUGUUUUCGAACGUAGAAAUGUUCCAUAUUCAAAGAUGUAUCUUUCACAAACUUCUUUGAGAGAAUUUAGUAAAUCAACAGAGAAAUAAAACAUAGAGAUAUUGUAAACUUCAAUUAGAUAGCUCGUUGUACUAUGUAAUUAAUGUGUAGUUGAUCAUGAUUUAAUUUGUCCACGUGUAUCUAUCUUCGCGCGGAUUGGCAAUAAUUUUGUAAACAAAGGCGAAAUCUCGCGGAACAUUCGAUAAAAAAAAAUACAAAUAAGAAAAAAAAAUUAAAUCUGCAGAUCUAUUCUGUAACUUCUGACACGCACGUGUUACAAACAUUGACAAUCGUGCGUCACAAAAAUCACAAGAUCAGGAGUUUAGUCUGAAGAUGGUGAAAUGAUCAAAGUAAUCGAAAGUCAAUAAAAACGCGAUCAUCGUUAUUUUGAUAUAAAAUAUGCGCGUGUAUAACAGCGAUUUUUACUCAUUUGAAAGAUUUCACGUUAAGUAGUUGGCUGUGUAAAAUCAUAUAGUUUCUAUUUUCACAUUUUUCUCUAGCAAUUCUAUUUAAACAUAUUUCUUACACACUCACACACCCACGA